This is a messenger RNA of Suillus paluster, 1143 nucleotides long. Its product is annotated as peptidyl-tRNA hydrolase. Lineage: Eukaryota; Fungi; Basidiomycota; Agaricomycetes; Boletales; Suillaceae. Gene Ontology annotation, molecular function: peptidyl-tRNA hydrolase activity. The record is from RefSeq and is a predicted model, not a curated record. The transcript has 3 exons. Bases 165 to 755 code for a protein of 196 amino acids.
CAUUGUCACAUUUAAUCGGGGUCACGCUCUUUUUGACUUGCGGCGGCCUUACACUGCGGCAGCUAAGUAUGACUCAAGGAGCUCUGGAGGUCUUAUAAAGACUCGGUUGUUCCAAUCGACCUUCAGGAUAACUAAUUACACCGAUACCCAACAAAUUUCGCAGAAUGACCGUCGCUUCAGGACUUCCUCAACUCCUUGUCGUAGGUCUGGGCAACCUUCCAUUUCCUCAGACCCGCCACAGCAUCGGGCAUCUCAUAAUUGACGCCUUAGCUGCAAGACUGCACAUGCAUAUGUCCACCGACAGGACGAUGGGCGGCAUCACUGGACGUUCGAGGGUUAUGCUUGGAGAGACUGUCGUAUCCCUGACACUUCUGAAACCAAAGCCCCUCAUGAACAUUACCGGCCCAUCGGUAGCAGCAGCUCUCCGCAGCUCUGUUAAAGCCCCAGAUGCAAUGGUCAUUAUCCACGAUUCCCUAUCUCAUAAACCGAAGGCUUUGUCUCCAAAGAUUGGUGGUUCUGCCAAUGGACACAAUGGAGUUCGUAGCGUCAUAUCUGCACUCGGAGGUGAAACCCAGUUUCAUCGAUUCCGCAUUGGCAUUGGUAGAGGCCCCGGUGAUGCAGCGGAGUAUGUUCUAGCAAAGCUUCCGCAGGAAGAAAAACUCUACUGGAAUGGCGAUGGCAUAGGUCUCGACCUUAUUUGCAACGAACUGGAACGCAUCGCUCGCAAACAGCUUGAGAGCCAAGGCUUACCGUGACCUUCGUGGGUUCUCAUUUCCACGUUCUGUAAAGUCAUUGAUAGGUUUCGUGUAGUAUACCCGACGCCGCGCGGUAACCACGUCUCGAUCCUGAGCUGCGACCCGUUCAUCUUGGUUCAUCUUCACCCGCGCCGACAGCCUAGACGCGGCUUUGCAGAGUGAUCCCCGUACUUUUCAUCUUCAUACGUAUACAUCACGCAUUCUGCCUGACGUGGCCAUGACGAUGGAUCCCGUGCCCUCGGAGCCACGUCAUGGGUUACUGAAGUAACUGAACACUAAACAAUCUGCAUGCAAUCCAUUUGGUUCUUCCAGAUGACGUGAGGUUGUGCCACUAUCCGCGAAUAUUCGGGUCAUUACAAGAUGAAUGAAUGCAUAAAUUUUCUGGAAG